ACGUCGUCGAAGUUUGAACACCAUCGAACCAACAAGCAGCAACAUGGACCCGCAAGUCGACAUUGACGUGAACGAAGAAGAUGAUGAGAUGAUCCUGGAGGACGAGGUCACGGAGGAGUAUGAAUUGGGCGACAUGCCAGAGGAUGACGACGACGACGACAUGGACAUGGGCGACGAAAACGAAGCCGAAGUAACUGCGGAAGUCGUGGACGACGCGCGCCAGGUCUUCCGAGGCCACUCUGGCCCGGUGUAUGCAUUGGCGUUGCAUCCCCUCGACAAGAGCAUCGUGUUGAGCGGCGGUGGUGACGACGUCGGUCUCAUCUGGAGUCUGGACGAUCUGUCCGUGAAACACGUGCUUAAAGGGCACGAGGACUCGGUCGUGGCGGUCGGGUUCAGCUGCGACGGGUCGUUUGCCGCGACCGGGGGCUACGACGGUGUGGUCAAGAUCUGGGUCGUCCAGACCGGUGCCCUCGUGCACACGUUGGACGGUCCGUCCCAGGAAAUCGAGUGGAUCAAGUGGCACAACAAGGGCAACGUCAUCCUCGCCGGGUCUGCCGACGGCACUGCGUGGAUGUGGCUCGCUGCUACGGGCGAGUGCAUGCACGUGUUUGCUGGCCACGAAGACUCGGUCACGUGCGGCGCGUUCACGGGCUCGGGCAAGAUGAUCGUCACUGGGUCGGCGGACGCCACCGUCCGGCUGUGGAACCCCAAGACGGGCGAGUGCAACCACGUGUUUCGCGGACACGAGUUCCACGAAGGCCCGAUCUGCGACGUCGUGUGCCACCCCAAGCAGCCCGUGAUGAUUUCGUGCGCGCAAGACGGCACAGCGCGUCUGCUGCAGCUCCAGGGGAAGCGCCAGCUCGCCGUGUUUGUGCAUGGUGUGACAGAGUCGAACCGCGGCACCGUCGCCGACGACGAAGGCGGCGCCGUGAGCUCAGUCGAAUGUGCUGGGUUUUGCAAUACACUCAACUGGGCAGCGACGGGGGACCUCGGCGGCGAACUUCGCAUUUGGGACCUGGCUACAUACCAGGUACAUACAUCAAUCGCACUGGGGUAUAUAUACAGUGUCCUUGUGUUGUAGUGCCGCCACAUUUGCCGUCAUGACGCGGGGGUGAUCAAACUCCUAUGGCACCCCACUGAACCGUUUGUGUUUACGGUCACGACAGACGGCGUGAUCCACGUGUGGGACGCACGCACGGGACAGCUGCAGAAGCGCUUCACAGGCCAUUCGGAAAUGAUCCUCGGCGCCGAGUUUGUCGUGCGACAAGGCGUGACUUCGGACCUCGUCACAGCCAGCGAAGAUGAAACCGUCCGGAUAUUCACGCUCAACUAAGAGUCUGGAGCAACAGCCAAUCGCAUUGUCGGAUCAAGUCCAAAUUUUCAAUACCGCGAUGCCUAAUCACGAAGUUCAAAAGGAAUACAGAUCCAUUGAAUCCAUAUGUCGGAGCCACCUUGGGCUCAUGCUAAAGCACAAUCAGGAUACAUAAAGUAUAUGUAUGACACCA
Messenger RNA from Aphanomyces astaci, 1505 nucleotides. RefSeq lists its product as hypothetical. The transcript is spliced from 7 exons. Gene Ontology annotation, molecular function: protein binding. The coding region runs from base 44 to 1081 and encodes 345 amino acids. The record is from RefSeq and is a predicted model, not a curated record. NCBI's taxonomy places the organism in Eukaryota, Oomycota, Saprolegniomycetes, Saprolegniales, Verrucalvaceae.